CCAACCACAAGGCACCAUGCAAAUGAGGCCAGUGCAUUCUGUGCCGUGUGCUGUGCUGCUGCUGCCUGGUUGUUAUAGUGAUAAACCAAGGCCUUGUUCAUCACCGCUUCCACUUAUAAGAUUUAAACAAGCACCUUCUGUUUCUCAGGGGAAAAAUGGCAUGAAGCUGGGAAAAAUAUCCACCGCCUAGAAUACCCGAGAGGAGUUCUACAUCGUGCGGAGAGCUACAGCAAGCCUUCUUCUGGCCAUGCCAGUUCUCAGCCUUGAUGCUGAGUCAGAAACAGGUAUCCCAAAUUCCCUUUGUGGUGAUCUUCCCUUAGAAAGCAUGGAAGAAUUGGAACACACUUGUCCUCAGCCUCGCCUGGCAAUUGCUGCACCUGCUCCAUUCGCUGUAGAAACAAGCUGUCAGUGUAAAGCUCCCCAUGAGAAACUAACUAUUGCUCAGGCCCACAUUGGAACACCAGUUGACCGACCUGUCAGGGUGUAUGCAGAUGGAAUAUUUGAUCUCUUCCACUCAGGCCAUGCAAGAGCCCUUAUGCAAGCGAAAAACCUGUUUCCAAACUGUUACCUGCUAGUAGGAGUUUGCAGUGAUGAGCUAACUCACAAGUACAAAGGUUUCACGGUAAUGACUGAGAGCGAGCGCUAUGAGGCGCUCCGUCACUGUCGCUAUGUGGAUGAAGUGAUCACUGAUGCCCCAUGGACACUUACUCCAGAGUUUUUAGAGAAGCAUAAGAUUGAUUUUGUGGCUCAUGAUGACAUCCCUUAUUCCUCAGCUGGCUCUGAUGAUGUAUACAAGCACAUAAAGGAGGCAGGCAUGUUUGUACCAACACAGAGGACAGAAGGUAUUUCAACGUCAGACAUAAUCACUAGAAUCGUCCGUGAUUAUGAUGUUUAUGCCAGACGCAACCUCCAGAGAGGAUACACUGCAAAAGAGCUAAAUGUUAGUUUCAUAAAUGAAAAAAAAUACAGUUUCCAAAACCAAGUGGACAAAAUGAAAGAAAAGGUGAAAACUGUGGAAGAACGAUCGAAAGAAUUUGUCUACAAGGUGGAAGAGAGGAGUCAUGAUCUAAUCCAAAAGUGGGAAGAAAAGUCUAGGGAGUUCAUCGGGAAUUUUUUGGAGUUAUUUGGUCCUGAUGGUGCCUGGAAGCAGAUGUUUCAGGAGCGCAGCGGACAAAUGCUACAAGCACUCUCACCAAGACAAAGUCCUACCAGUAGUCCCACUCGAGAACGUUCACCAUCUCGUUCCCCAUCACCACCUUUACCAUGGAUGCUGAAUAAACCCUCCCCUCCUUCAUCCCCCAAAGGUGCUGCAUCCGCCUCAAUCUCCAUUAGCAGCAUGAGUGAGGGAGAUGAAGAUGAGAAAUAACCUGUUCCAGAAGUUUUAAUUCUGAAAAUUGGACUUUAUUGACACAGAGAACAGCUCUGUUCUGCCUAGCUGGCCUCUGACAAAAAAACGGUUCAGAUUAUAUGAAGAGUCAGACUUUGGGAGCAUUUGGGAUAGGAAACAUCAAAAAAUUCUCUGGCACCUAGGUAAAAAAAAA
Messenger RNA from Nanorana parkeri, 1541 nucleotides. It is a transcript of the gene PCYT1B, whose product is annotated as phosphate cytidylyltransferase 1, choline, beta. The transcript has 8 exons. The record is from RefSeq and is a predicted model, not a curated record. Gene Ontology annotation, molecular function: choline-phosphate cytidylyltransferase activity; phosphatidylcholine binding. Bases 248 to 1366 code for a protein of 372 amino acids. Gene Ontology annotation, biological process: CDP-choline pathway. NCBI's taxonomy places the organism in Eukaryota, Metazoa, Chordata, Amphibia, Anura, Dicroglossidae.